GACAUGCAAUAACAUUUCAAAAAACUUAUUAUCAUUCAUUUUCCAUCAACAAGUUCGGUCUUUUCUCUCCUGCAUUCUUCUUUCUCCGUUUCCUUCUUCUCAUCGAUUUCUAAAAUUAUUUUCAUGCAAUUUCUGGAAACCCGUAAAUCGAUAUGAUUACAUGAAGAUCAUCUUAUUCCACGAAUGACUGCUGGAAUCAAUGGACCAGAGAUUAAUUUUGUGAACUUCUGCAGCUGAACUACCUGUGAUCAGAACGCGCAUGAUGUGAGCCUGGAGAUAUGGACACAAAUUCAGAAAGUGCUACAAAUUCUAAAGAUGGCACAAAGAAAGACGAGAGUAGAUUACAGGAUAGUGCCAAUUCUUCAGGGCAGAGUGUUAAUCAUCACAAUCGCGGCGACAGCACAGAGAGUGCACCUCUGAGACCUCAUACAGGUCGUGAUAUUCGAUGGGAGGCUAUUAACUCCAUUUCAGCUAAAGAACCUCUUGGUCUUAGCCAUUUUCGUCUCUUGAAGAGGCUUGGCUACGGAGACAUUGGGAGCGUCUAUCUUGCUGAACUCAAAGGAACAAAUGCCUUUUUUGCAAUUAAAGUCAUGGACAAGGGCUCUCUUGCAAGCAGAAAUAAGUUGGUUCGAGCUCAAACAGAAAGGGAGAUUCUUGGCCUUUUAGACCAUCCAUUCUUGCCUACUCUAUACUCUUACUUCGAGACUGAUAAGUUCUACUGCUUGGUGAUGGAGUUCUGCAGUGGAGGUAAUCUUCAUUCUCUUCGACAAAAGCAGCCCAAUAAGUACUUUACAGAGGAAGCUGCUCGAUUUUUUGCAGCAGAAGUAUUGUUGGCAAUUGAGUAUCUACAUAUGCUAGGAAUAGUGUACAGAGAUCUCAAACCGGAAAAUGUCCUAGUACGAGAACAAGGCCACAUCAUGUUAUCCGACUUUGAUCUAUCCCUUCGAUGUUCUGUCAAUCCGACCCUUGUCAAGUCCAACACUACCUAUGUAAACAGCGGCAAUGCAAGUGCUGCAGGCAUUCUAGAAAACGAGAACUCAAUGCAUAGUACUACUUCAUCAAGUUUUUUUCCACGCAUACUAGCUUCAAAAAAGAACCGAAAAUCCAAAUCAGAACUUGGCCUAUUCAUGGGAGGAGCCAUGCCAGAGCUAAUGGCUGAGCCAACAGACGUCCGCUCCAUGUCAUUCGUGGGCACUCACGAGUACCUAGCUCCAGAAAUUAUCCGCGGAGAGGGUCAUGGCAGUGCAGUGGACUGGUGGACAUUCGGAAUUUUUUUAUACGAGCUUCUGCACGGAAUUACACCUUUUAAAGGGUCUGGAAACCGUGCCACACUUUUUAACGUAGUAGGACAGCCACUAAAGUUCCCGGAGUCUCCACAAGUGAGCUCUGCAGUUCGUGACCUUAUACGCGGACUCCUCGUAAAGGAACCUCAUAAGAGAAUUGCAUAUAAAAGGGGUGCUACAGAAAUCAAACAGCACCCAUUUUUCGAGGGAACGAACUGGGCUCUGGUGAGGAGUGCGACGCCUCCUCAUGUACCAGCUCCUGUGGACUUUUCUCAGUUUGCUUCCAAAGAGACUCCUCAUAAGGUGCCAGAGGUUAAAAAUGAGAAGAAGAACACAACUGAUCAUUCUUCUCAUACUGAUUUUGAGUGCUUCUAAGCUGCAUUGUCAAUAAUCGAUGCAUUUCAUUUUCGAAAAUGUGAUUUUGAUAUGUUAAAUAUGUAAAUGGCAGCACAUCUAUGUAAUGUGAUUAAGCAUUUGAUUCAACGAGCUUAUGCUAAAUACAAAUUUUCGAGCCU
This is a messenger RNA of Daucus carota subsp. sativus, 1798 nucleotides long. Its product is annotated as serine/threonine-protein kinase AGC1-7. Lineage: Eukaryota; Viridiplantae; Streptophyta; Magnoliopsida; Apiales; Apiaceae. Gene Ontology annotation, molecular function: protein serine/threonine kinase activity; ATP binding. The coding region runs from base 279 to 1658 and encodes 459 amino acids. Gene Ontology annotation, cellular component: cytoplasm; plasma membrane; nucleus. The transcript has 3 exons. The record is from RefSeq and is a predicted model, not a curated record. Gene Ontology annotation, biological process: protein phosphorylation.